Molecule: messenger RNA, 777 nt
Organism: Filobasidium floriforme
Lineage: Eukaryota; Fungi; Basidiomycota; Tremellomycetes; Filobasidiales; Filobasidiaceae
Product: acyl-CoA N-acyltransferase
Exons: 7
Coding region: 58-705 (215 amino acids)
Biological process (GO): protein acetylation
Molecular function (GO): N-acetyltransferase activity
Source: RefSeq, a predicted model, not a curated record
AAUAGACGGCGGGACUGCUAGACUGUUGCAUAGUAAUCGACUGAUACUCACCUCAUCAUGCGUCUCAACGAAAAUACAGCGAUUGUGGGCGAACACGUCGUCCUGGUACCCUACCGACGAGAACAUGUCGAGCGGUAUCACGAAUGGAUGAAGAGCCCAGAACUGCUAGAGGCUACGGCUUCGGAACCUCUUUCCCUUCAAGAAGAGUACGAAAUGCAAGAAAAAUGGCACGUGGAUGACGACAAAUUGACUUUUAUCGUCCUCUCAAAACCCACCGAUGCUAGCGUCCCAUCGAUAACAGCAGAAUCCGUUAACUCUCUUCAGAUGAUCGGGGAUACAAACCUCUUCCUCCCUGACGGUCCGGAAGAAGAUGUGGAAUGCGAGAUUAUGAUUGCUGAACCCGAAUUCCGUGGGAAAGGCCUAUCAAAGGAGAUCUUGUCCCUUCUCCUGAAUUACGCACAGUCACACCUGAAUAUCCCUCCCCGUAACUUCAUCUCUCGAAUAGGCCUCUCCAACGAAGCCUCGAUCGGUCUCUUUGUAAAACUAGGUUUCGGGAAGGAAAAAGUCGUAGAGGUCUUCCAGGAAGUAACGAUGCGUUUCGGAUGGGUGGAAGGGAGCGAGGAUGGGAAGUUGGAUGAGACGGAAAGGUUGGAGCAAAUGAGAAGGGAGAAGUGGGGUAUAUUCGGACAGGAGAUAGCUUGUUGAGUGCAACGAUCGUAGAUACAGCUCAUGCGGGUUCCAGAUCUAUAUGUCAAAAAUUAUAUUGAUUUACAAGUA